AUGCGUCUCCUCCUCCUCCCCCUCCUAGCUGUCACAGCAACAACAGCCCAAAGAAUCUUCAUCAACCAAGUCCCCUUCUACUCCUCCCUCCCCCCCUGCGCCGAAGCCCCCUUGUCCAACAUCGUGAGAAACAUGGUCUCCGGCUGCGGCGACGGCGGCCGCACAACCUCGUACUCCUGCUUCUGCGCCUCCAGCUCGAUAAAAUUCGAGAGUAUAAUCAGCAGGGCUGUCUCAUCAAAGUGCAUGCCUUCCGAGCCGGAAGCUACUGCUUCUGCGCUGGCUGUGUUUGAUAGUUAUUGUCAUCUCUCACCGCAGGCUGCACCUACGCAGACGGCAAUGUUCCCACCGGCUGAGAAUAGACCGCUGUUUUCGAGUGAGUCCGAAACCACCACCACGACUGAGGUUUUGACUGUGGGGCUCACGACAGGCGAAGUAGAUACUAGUGAAAGUGUGACGGCUGCUUCUUCUUCGUAUGAGGCGAGGGUCACGGGUGGUGGUGGUGGAGAGGGGAGUUUGUUGGUGCAGCAGAGACCGGGGCCGGGGACGGUUUUGUCAAGUCCGAGUAGGACGCAGCUUGCUCCUAUUCCUUCGGCUAGUAUUGCUUUUUCGGGGGGAGAGAGAGUUGGUACCGGCCAGUGGCUGGCGUUCUAUUUGGUGCUAUGGGGUUUGAGUCUGAUGGUAUUUUGA
Podospora bellae-mahoneyi is the source of this 687-nucleotide messenger RNA. RefSeq lists its product as uncharacterized. Bases 1 to 687 code for a protein of 228 amino acids. Lineage: Eukaryota; Fungi; Ascomycota; Sordariomycetes; Sordariales; Podosporaceae. The transcript has a single exon. The record is from RefSeq and is a predicted model, not a curated record.